Messenger RNA from Monomorium pharaonis (pharaoh ant), 1869 nucleotides. RefSeq lists its product as uncharacterized. The transcript has a single exon. Gene Ontology annotation, biological process: DNA integration. Gene Ontology annotation, molecular function: nucleic acid binding. NCBI's taxonomy places the organism in Eukaryota, Metazoa, Arthropoda, Insecta, Hymenoptera, Formicidae. The record is from RefSeq and is a predicted model, not a curated record. The coding region runs from base 1 to 1869 and encodes 622 amino acids.
AUGGUCGCGAAAUUAUACGAUCCGUUAGGGUGGGUAACUCCGAUUAUUGUUUCUAGCAAGAUUUUCAUGCAACAGUUAUGGCGCGCUCGAAUCGGAUGGGAUGAGCAAAUUCCUGAUGAUCUUUUCCAUAACUGGAGCAGGCUCUACACAAGGCUUUCGCAUCUCAACAACCUGCAUCUUUCUCGGUGGACCGGAAUAACCGCGGAAACAUCUCAAGUGGAAUUGCAUGGUUUCGCCGACGCUUCCACACUCGCGUACGCUGCCGCGGUAUACCUCAAGGUCACAUCUGCUACCGGUCAAAUUACAAUAUCCCUGCUCGCGGGAAAAUCAAAGAUCGCGUCGAUCUCUCCCCUUACCGUUCCUCGCCUUGAGCUAUCAGCCGCGCUGCUUCUAACUCGUCUAACGAACUUCGUUCAACGUUCGCUUCCCAUCGAACCCGUGUCCGUCACGUGCUGGAUGGAUUCGACUAUCGUCCUCGCGUGGAUACGCUCUCAUCCAUCUCGAUGGAAAGUUUUCGUUGCUAAUCGAGUACACGAAAUUCAGUCUGGUUUGCCGGACGCUGAAUGGCGUCACGUGCCUACUCAGGAAAACCCCGCGGACUGUGCGUCGCGAGGAUUAUGUGGCGAUGAACUGCUCGCUCAUUCUCUUUGGUGGCAAGGGUCCUGGCUUGCGAAGGCGAGAGGAGAAUGGCCCGAGGAGCCUCUGCCGAAGCCUGUCGAUUCCCAAGUCGAAGCGAAGAUUAUCGUUUCGCAUGUCUUGCAGACGCGCGCUCCGUGGGAUCUUUCUUCGCGAUACGCGUCGUGGGCCACCUUGAUCAGCGUUACUGCAUAUAUUAUCAGAUUCAUCGAUGCAUGUUGUCGUCGUCGAGGCGAUGAUCAAUCUAUCAAGUUACUGGGGCGUGCCCUCUCCUCCGCCGAAUGUAGCUUAGCUAAAACGUUUUGGAUCAAGCGAAUUCAAUCGGAAUUGUAUUUAAACGAAAUCAAUAGACUAACUAAUCAUCAAAACGUCGCAUCUAAAAGCUCUAUCGUUAGUCUACGCCCAUUUCUCGAUCAGGACGGCGUUGUGCGUGUUGGGGAUCGCUUACGACACGCCCUCAUUCCCUUUCGCGUGCGACAUCCGAUAUUACUUUUCUCGCACCCGUUAGUGCAUCUUAUUAUCUCGCAAGCGCAUCUACGUGUCUUGCACGGUGGAACGCAGCUCACUAUGAGCACUCUUCGUCAAGAUUAUUGGAUCAUUCGCGCGCGAAGCCUCGUGAGAUCCGUGAUUCAUAAAUGCCUGAUCUGCGCUCGAGAACGUGCCGCGGUGCCCACGCAACUCAUGGGCGAUCUGCCGUCUAUGCGCGUUUCACCCUCGCCGCGCAGUUUUGCGCAAUGUGGCGUCGAUUAUGCUGGGCCGGUUCAGGUACGCGCAUCCGCCGGUCGAGGUGUUGCAUCGCGAAAGGCCUACAUUGCUUUGUUCGUUUGUCUCGCCACGCGCGCGAUCCAUUUAGAAUUGGUUAGCGAUUACUCGUCUCCCGCUUUCCUAAAUGCGUAUGUGAGAUUCUGCUUGCGUCGAGGUCUUCCGCGCACCAUGUACUCAGAUAACGGGACGACCUUUGUCGGUGCUGAGAAAGAACUUAAGAAAGCCUAUCAUUCAGCUCUUCGCAAUCCUCAAUUUUUAAAUAAAACCGCGUGUGACAACGUUCAGUGGCUGUUUAUUCCGCCAUCCGCGCCGCAUUUUGGCGGGAUGUGGAAAGCCGGCGUGCGUAGCGUGAAACAUCACUUACGUCGCGUCAUCGACAAACAUACCCUUUUUGUUCGAAGAAUUUUCUACGCUCUUAUGCACCAUCGAGGCGUGCUUAAACUCGCGCCCCAUCGCUCCCUUGUCUGA